Messenger RNA from Magallana angulata, 4093 nucleotides. RefSeq names its product transmembrane protein 181-like. The record is from RefSeq and is a predicted model, not a curated record. Bases 156 to 1748 code for a protein of 530 amino acids. Gene Ontology annotation, molecular function: toxic substance binding. The transcript is spliced from 14 exons. NCBI's taxonomy places the organism in Eukaryota, Metazoa, Mollusca, Bivalvia, Ostreida, Ostreidae.
UAAAUCGAUAUUGGUUAUGUACAGUUAAAACUCUACCACCGUCAGUACAAUGGCGACUAAACAUGACGGAAUCGUCAAUCUAAACGCAAGAGCCGGUGUACCGUGGUGAAAAUGAUGAUGUAGUUUUUGCAGGAACACUUUAUGCAGAGGCAAAAAUGGAGAACGAGUUCUCUUUUUCAUCUCCGGCGUGGAGUAACAACGUUCGCGCGUUUCUAUCGCAGUUCUCCGAUGUCUUUAGCGCAUUUGCGCGUUAUAUAUCGCCGACCUAUCAUCAUGACCGAUGCGAGCGCUCGGUACAGAUGAGGCUCUAUGCCCUGAGCAAGCGCCAGUUUGUGAUGGUCUACAUCGUCUUCUUCAUCUGCUUCGGAAUCAGUGUUCUAGUAGGAGUGGCAGGACCACCCAUCAUUGAAACUGUAUCCCAGAAUUCAUCAGCUUUACCCAACUCCAGUGGAAUCAACAAGAAGACAGGGCCGUUUGUUCUGAAGUCGCCCCCGAUGUCCACAUUUCACCAGCAGCUGUGGCUAAUUGCAGAUAUCAAUACGGACAGCCAGGGAGGGUCCCGGUUUGAGCAGCCAUUCACGGUCAGUGUACAGAUAAGGGGACUUAAGUCUGACCAAGAAUUGCUCUCCACCGCCCCCAAGAACCCGGAACUGAACUCCCAGACACACAACCGAACCAGGGUGCUUCGAUGUUCUCAUAAAUGUGAUGAUUUGAUAUUGCUUCACCUGGGAUACCUAGAUUACUACCGCUACAUCAUCACGAUACACUUCUAUGGAUUGGAGGGUAGCAAGUUUCAUUUCAGCGACAUUAUUUUCCAUUUUAAAAGUUACAACACAUCUUUCACCAACACAGAGAUUUGGAUCCGAUUUACUUUCCUCUUCCUCACUUUUAUUGUAACAUGUGUGUAUGCCCACUCUCUCAGAAAAUUCUCCAUGCGGGAUUGGUCGUUUGAGCAGAGAUGGAUAACUCUUCUGCUACCAUUACUUAUCUUCUACAAUGACCCCCUGUUUCCGCUAACAUUCCUGGUGAACAGUUGGGUCCCUGGAAUGUUUGACGCCAUAUUCCAGGCCUCCUUCCUGUGUGCUCUCCUCCUGUUCUGGCUGUGUAUCUAUCAUGGAGUCAGACAGACAGACCGACGGUUCAUGCGGUUCUACCUUCCCAAGCUAGUGGUGGUGGGUCUGAUCUGGAUAUCUGCGGUGACCAUCGCCUCGUGGCAGGAGUACAAUGAGCUCCAGGACCCGACCUACUUUUACAGGCUGGACACCACUAACUUUACGGGUUUUAAGAUCUUUUUCUUCAUUGUGGGAGGCCUGUAUCUGUUAUAUCUACUUUAUCUACUGGUCAGAGCUUAUGCUGAGCUGCGCGCCAUGCCUUACUUUGAUUUGAGGUUAAAGUUCAUGACCUUUCUGAUGCUGGUCGUGCUGUCCAUCAGUAUAGCCAUUACGGCGAUGAAGUUUGGUGCUGCCGCUCUACAAGAUAAUUUUGUGGCUGAGAUUUCAACUAACUACGAGAACUCCAUUGAGUUUGUGGCCUUCUACGGUCUUCUGAACUUCUACAUGUACACAAUGGCCUUUGUGUACUCACCUUCCAAAAAUGCACAGUAUGAAACUAAUUUUAAAGACAAUCCUGCUUUAUCCAUGUUGAAUGAUUCUGAUGAAGAGGUGCAUUAUGGGUCGGAUGCUGAAGAGAUCAGCCUGACGACUCGGAGAGGAAAUUGCUACCAGGACGAGGAGGAGACGUUCCAGUGAGGUCAUUGAAGUCACUCUUACCCAGUGUGAAAAAUACCACAAAGUAAUAAAAAUCAUUACGACCAAAAUAGAGUGGUUAGGUGUGAUCAAAAUGAAAUCCAGACUACUUAAUUAUUACAAAAGAAAAAACUUGAAGGCAAAGUUGAGGGAUAAUCUGCAUGUUAAGAAGAUGAAAUCCAAUUCAGUAUGAGGAACUGUUAUACCGUAUGUUGGAAUACACUGUUAUAUGUCGGAGUACAUUGUUGAAUGCCAGAAUACACUGUUACAUGUCAGAAUACAUUGGAGUGAUUGUAGUGUACAUCAAAGAACACAUGUUGUUAGACGUCAAAAGUUUUAUUUCUCAGGAUUCAACAGUGUUCAAACUUACAGCGUUUUGUUCAAAGAAUUUAUGCAAAUUUAUUAACGAAGAUUAUUUUGUACUUACCAGUAUAUAUUAUGUUUGGAUACACUAAAUAUGAAAUUUAAUAUUAAUGUUUAUAUGGUCACAAAGGUUGGUAAUGCAGUAAAGCGGUUAUUUUUAUAAUUUAUUGAGAAAUGGGCAGAUCUGACACUUUUUAAAUUUCUUUAUCAUAAUUUACAUUCCUGAGUACAUAUUUAUCAAGUUGAUGCAAAUGUGCCAUUGUUUGAUUUGAGUAACACAUUCCAACAAUUUUUGUUUGAUUUUGCGAUAAAACUUGGUUUUAAAGUGUCAAUAUAUAUAUAUGUUUAAAUGAAUUAAAAAAUUUAUUCUAUAAAUGGUAACUUUAAUUUUUGAAAAUAAUUUUAAUCAAAAUUCGGGGGGAAAUGAAAUUCAAAUUACAAAUGCUGAAUAUGUAUCUGCCAUAACAAGAUUUUUACUGUGUUUGCCAUAUAAUUUGUUUUUUAUCACUUUUGCUUGUACACAAUAAUUUAAACAUGGUGAUAUUGGUUUAUUCGGCUUAUCGGCAAUUGUGAUAACACAUGGUUUUUAAUCAGGAAUGUCACACUAAUGUUAUAUUCAGUUGGGUUUAUUUAUUAGCGUUGGAUUGCGAAUUUCAGUGGGAAUGAAAACACAAAAAUCAAGAAUGGGUGAUUUUGAUUUUGAAAUGUACAAUACAUGUAGACUACAUGUACUUCUGAACUACAGAACAUGUACAUGUAUAUAAGGUAAUACAUAAGGUAAAAGGUAAUACAUGUACAUGUAUAUAAAAACUUAAGACAUGCUGUUUUGCAGUUAUUUGUAGCUGUUAUCAGUAAAAAGUACUAUUGCGGUAUGAUUAUUGUUGAAACCAUUGUUUUACUUUGUUGUGCAAUGAAGUUUUAGUAUGAAAGGUCGACAGAAAUACAUUUUACCAUGUAGAUAAUCAUGCUAAUAGGUCUAGCUCCUGUGAUAUUGUAUAGUGCGUCAUCGUGAUAGAAUAAUAUACUGUAUACAGGGAAAUAUUUGUCCCCAUUUUAUUUUCAACCCAUUCACCGUCGUUGUAAGUGGGUGAAUUCAGAACAAUUUUUAAAAUUAAAAUUACUGUGUAAGUUAGAAAGAAUUUCUAUCAUAUACUUGUCUGGGUGAAUUUAAGACGGGUCAAAAUCGUUUGCAAUUGAAGAAGGGGGAAUUGAAUAUAGGGGGCAAAAAUAACCCUGUAUACAGUAGAUGUAUUUGGGUGAAAAUAUUUUGUUUUUUGUGUGAUUUUGGGUCAGUGGUGUCAUACAAACUACCAGUGCUUGGGACAUUUAUGGUGGUCCUUGGUAGUUAUGUAAAUGUACCAGUACUUAGCCAAAAGGAAACUUUAUUCCAAGAGGAACAAUGCACUUCAUGUCUGGGUUUUAGUCACAUUGAAAUAUAUGGAAGUUAUGGAUGUAUAUUUAUGAAAAUGAUACAAUCAUGUGAACAUUAUUUAAUUAUUAUUUGGUUACAUGAUCCGGCAUUUUUUUAUUCUUUAGUCAUUAUAAAGUCAAGGUUUAUGAGUAAUGGAGGUUUCAUUGAGUUUUUGAUGUUUAAUUGUUUUCUUUUUUGAAAACAGUAUCAUAUAUAUGAUAUAUGAUACUUACAAAUAGGUUUAUGGUUUUAACUCACAUGUAAUAUAUUUAUUUGUCACAAAAUUGUCUUAACUUAUUUUGCAGCAUAAAGAUACACUAAUUACAGUUAUUUUUAAAUUGAAAUGUAUUAAUAUUUCAUUUGUCACAAUACAUGUAAUACAUUGUAGAAAUCACUGUCUACAUAAUAUCAUUUUUAAGUUUUAAUAUUUUCUAUGAUUCUAUCAAUGAAUUUGAAAUCCAACUUCAAUACAUGUAGUUUUAUUUAUUUUUAAAAGUUUUAAUGAAUUUGGGUAUAUUUAGAUAAAUGAACUAUAUCUAAUGCCAAGAAAAGCAAUCUGUUAUAUAAAACUGAU